Corylus avellana is the source of this 5016-nucleotide messenger RNA. The record is from RefSeq and is a predicted model, not a curated record. Lineage: Eukaryota; Viridiplantae; Streptophyta; Magnoliopsida; Fagales; Betulaceae.
UAUAGAAGGGGUUUAAGCCAAUACGGCCAUACGUUUCCCCCCAAUUCAAAAACCCUAACUCCUCUGGCUUCCACGACGUCGUCGUUUUCCUGCAGCCCCCCCUCUCUCUGCAACUUUAGAGUAGACGAAGAUGAGCUUUGCGGCCUACAAGAUGAUGCAGUGGCCGACGGGGAUCGAGAACUGCGCGUCGGGUUUCAUCACCCACUCGCGCGCCGACUUCGUCCCCCAAGUAAAUCCCAUCCAGACCGAUGACAUCGACUCCGAAUGGCCCCACCGCGGUGACAUUGGUCCCGUUCCCAACCUCGUCGUCACUGCCGCUAACGUCCUCGAGCUCUACGUCGUUAGACUCCAAGAAGAGGGCAGCAGAGACUCCAGGUCCUCCGCCGAACCCAAGCGCGGUGGCCUCAUGGAUGGCCUCUCCGGGGCAUCCCUCGAACUCGUUUCCCAUUACAGGUUGCAUGGUAAUGUGGAAUCGAUGGCAGUAUUGUCCAUUGGAUUUGGUGAUGGGUCUAGGAGAAAAAGAAGAGAUUCUAUUAUCUUAGCCUUUCGGGACGCAAAAAUUUCGGUUCUGGAGUUUGAUGAUUCAAUCCAUGGGCUUCGUACAAGCUCUAUGCACUGCUUUGAGGGUCCAGAGUGGCUUCAUUUGAAAAGAGGUAGAGAAUCAUUUGCAAGAGGCCCAUUGGUGAAGGUUGAUCCACAAGGGAGGUGUGGUGUCGUGCUUGUAUAUGAUUUGCAAAUGAUAAUACUUAAGGCUGCUCAGGAUGGUUCUGGAUUAGUUGGGGAUGAUGAUGCUUUUGGUGCUGGAGGUGCUGUUUCUGCUCGAAUUGAGUCAUCUUACAUAAUUAAUCUACGAGAUUUAGACAUGAAGCAUGUGAAAGACUUCAUAUUUGUACAUGGUUACAUUGAGCCUGUGAUGGUGAUUCUUCAUGAGCGGGAGCUUACUUGGGCUGGGCGUGUCUCAUGGAAGCAGAAUACUUGCAUGGUUUCUGCACUUAGUAUCAGCACAACUACGAAACAGCAUCCCCUUAUAUGGUCAGCCAUUAAUCUACCACAUGAUGCGUACAAGCUACUUGCAGUCCCAUCUCCUAUUGGUGGUGUGCUUGUGAUUGGUACAAAUUCUAUUCAUUAUCAUAGUCAGUCUGCCUCGUGUGCAUUGGCUUUGAACAAUUAUGCUGUUCCUGUUGAUGGCAGUCAGGAGAUGCCGAGAUCAAGUUUCAGUGUGGAGCUUGAUGCUGCCAAUGCAACUUGGUUAUUGAGUGACGUCGUCUUGCUGUCAACAAAAACUGGGGAACUGCUUUUACUGACCCUUGUUUAUGAUGGCCGGGUUGUGUACAGACUUGAUCUUUCAAAAUCUAAAGCUUCUUCAGUGCUUACAGUGGGCAUUACAACGAUUGGGAAUUCAUUAUUUUUUCUGGGCAGUCGGUUGGGAGAUAGUUUACUUGUGCAAUUUACAAGUGGAUUGGGUGCCUCCAUGCUGUCAUCUGGUCUAAAGGAAGAGGUUAGAGAUAUUGAAAUUGAUGCCACUCCAGUAAAGCGACUGCGAAGGUCAUCUUCAGAUGCUUUGCAAGAUAUGGGGGGUGGUGAGGAGCUCUCCUUGUAUGGCUCAGCUCCAAAUAAUGCAGAUUCAACACAGAAAACUUUCUCAUUUGCUGUGAGGGAUUCAUUGACUAAUGUUGGUCCUUUGAAGGACUUCUCUUAUGGUUUAAGGAUGAAUGCAGACGCAAAUGCAACUGGAAUUGCCAAACAAAGUAACUAUGAACUGGUGUGCUGUUCUGGUCAUGGAAAGAAUGGUGCUUUAUGUGUUCUUCGACAGUCGAUUCGCCCAGAAAUGAUUACUGAGGUUGAACUACCAGGUUGCAAAGGAAUUUGGACUGUUUACCACAAGAAUGCUCGUGGUCAUAAUGCAGAUUUUUCUAAAAUGGCCGCUGAUGAUAAUGAGUAUCAUGCAUAUUUGAUUAUAAGUCUUGAGGCUCGUACAAUGAUACUUGAAACGGCUGAUCUUCUGACAGAAGUUACUGAAAGUGUUGAUUACUUCGUGCAAGGAAGAACAAUUGCCGCUGGGAAUUUAUUUGGAAGGCGUCGAGUUGUUCAGGUCUUUGAACAUGGCGCACGAAUUUUAGAUGGUUCUUUUAUGACUCAAGAUCUAAACUUUGGAGUUCCAAACUCAGAAUCUGGUUCUGCACCUGAGAGUUCAACAGUGUUGUCUGUCUCCAUCGCUGAUCCAUAUGUGUUACUGAGAAUGACUGAUGGAAGCAUUCGGCUUCUUGUUGGAGAUCCUUCUGCAUGCACUGUUUCCCUGUAUACUCCAUCUUCUUUUGAGACUAAGAAAUCAGUAUCUGCUUGUACACUGUAUCAUGAUAAAGGACCUGAGCCAUGGCUCAGGAAGACAAGUACUGACGCAUGGCUUUCUACAGGCAUGAGUGAGGCCAUAGAUGGUGCUGAUGGUGCACCACAUGAUCAGGGUGAUAUAUAUUGUGUUGUUUGUUACGAAAGUGGUGCACUUGAAAUAUUUGAUGUGCCUAAUUUCAACUGUGUUUUUUCUGUUGAGAAAUUUAUGUCUGGAAAGACCAUCCUUGUUGACACCUUAAAGCAAGAGCCAGCCAAAGAUGUUGAAGUGGAAAAUCAAAGUUCUGAAGAAAUGACUGGCCAAGGCAGGAAAGAAAGUACACAGAACAUGAAGGUUGUUGAGUUGGCCAUGCAGAGAUGGGCAGGACAGCAUAGCCGGCCUUUCCUUUUUGGGAUAUUGAGUGAUGGUACAAUUCUUUGCUACCAUGCUUACUUAUAUGAUGGUGCAGAGAGUACCUCCAAAAUUGAAGAUUCAGUGUCUGGACAGAAUUCUGGCCUAAAUAGCAUUAGUGGUUCUAGGCUUAGAAAUUUGAGAUUUGUUCGUGUCCCUUUGGACACUUAUGCAAGGGAGGAGACAUCAAGUGAAUCGCCAUGCCAAAGAAUUACCAUUUUCAAGAAUAUUGGUGGCCACCAAGGCUUGUUCCUUUCUGGAUCAAGACCAGCGUGGUUUAUGGUAUUCAGGGAAAGGCUUCGACUUCAUCCACAGCUAUGCGAUGGAUCUAUUGUUGCCUUCACUGUUCUUCACAAUGUUAAUUGCAAUCAUGGGCUCAUAUAUGUUACAUCACAGGGUAUUUUGAAAAUUUGCCAACUGCCAUCUGUAUCGACAUAUGACAACUAUUGGCCAGUGCAAAAAAUUCCACUGGGAGGCACUCCACAUCAAGUCACUUACUUUGCAGAGAAGAAUUUAUACCCUCUUAUAGUUUCAGUUCCUGUUCAUAAGCCAUUGAAUCAAGUUCUUUCAUCUCUGGUUGAUCAAGAAGUUGGCCAUCAGGUUGAAAAUCAUAAUUUGGGUUCUGAUGAACUGCACCGAACUUACACAGUAGAAGAAUUUGAGGUCCGCAUUCUGGAACCAGAAAAAUCUGGUGGCCCGUGGCAAACUAAGGCUACAAUUCCAAUGCAGAGUUCUGAAAAUGCUCUAACCGUGCGAGUGGUUACACUGUUGAAUACAAAUACUAAAGAGAAUGAAACUCUUUUGGCCAUUGGGACUGCUUACGUCCAAGGGGAAGAUGUUGCUGCAAGAGGGCGUGUGCUUUUAUUUUCUGUUGGGAAGAACACUGAUAAUCCUCAAGAUUUGGUUUCAGAGGUUUACUCAAAGGAAUUGAAGGGUGCUAUAUCUGCUUUAGCCUCUCUUCAAGGCCAUCUGUUGAUAGCUUCUGGUCCUAAAAUAAUUUUACACAAGUGGACUGGCACUGAGUUGAAUGGUGUUGCAUUUUUCGAUGCUCCUCCAUUAUAUGUCGUGAGCUUAAAUAUUGUCAAGAAUUUUAUCCUCCUUGGUGACAUUCACAAAAGCAUAUAUUUCCUUAGUUGGAAGGAGCAGGGAUCUCAACUUAGCUUAUUGGCCAAGGAUUUUGCCUCCCUUGAUUGUUUUGCAACGGAAUUCUUAAUUGAUGGAAGUACUCUGAGUCUCAUAGUUUCAGAUGAUCAAAAGAACAUUCAGAUAUUUUAUUAUGCUCCAAAGAUGUCCGAGAGUUGGAAAGGACAGAAGCUUCUUUCAAGGGCUGAGUUUCAUGUUGGCGCCCAUGUGACUAAGUUCUUGCGUUUGCAGAUGAUGUCCACUUCAUCUGAUCGUAGUGGUGCAGCUUCAGGCUCUGAUAAAACCAAUCGCUUUGCUUUGUUAUUUGGUACCCUGGAUGGCAGCAUUGGUUGUAUUGCACCUCUUGAUGAACUAACAUUUCGUAGGCUGCAGUCAUUACAAAGAAAGCUUGUUGAUGCUGUUCCCCAUGUUGCUGGCCUAAAUCCAAAAUCUUUUCGCCAGUUCUGCUCAAAUGGAAAGGCUCAUCGGCCUGGCCCUGACAGCAUAGUUGACUGUGAGCUGCUAUGCCAUUAUGAGAUGCUUCCGUUGGAGGAACAGCUUGAAAUUGCUAAUCAGAUUGGAACAACUCGUUCACAAAUUCUCUCAAGUUUGAGUGAUCUCUCUCUAGGAACGAGCUUCUUGUGAUAUUAGCUGAUCUGAAGCAGGUCACGGGGCGUAACGGAUAGCACUAAAAGUGAGUGCUGAAUGCUUGGGCUGCCUGGAUUCGACCAUCUUUAUUACAGCAAUUGCAUGCCAUUCUAGGGCCCUGUUGAAUCAUCCGUUUUCUGUAUUACUUGCAAUCAAAAAGGAGGUGGUUGGAAGGAAGUUGCUUGAUGGGUGUAGAUUAAUGUGAGAAUUUUCAAUAAAAAUGCUCGUGGAAGUGAGGAGAUUGGGAGGGGAAAGGAAGCAAAAGUAGUAGUAGUAGUUUCAUUGUUGUAAAUCAAUGUAACAUACACCACUAAACUUGCAGCUAGUGACUCAGACGUUAGUUUCGUGAGAACUGUCAAUUGACAAUGUUGUACAUUAAUUUAAUGAGGGGGAAGCGUGGAAGAAGAUAAAGACAUAGUUGCUUCAUUGUUGUGCAUCAGUGUGAAACUUCAUAUGAAUGUUUGUUGAUGACACAUUUUAAUGAAAAUUUUCAAACUUCUCAAGAUCAA